AUGCGCAUACGACGAAACCUAGUCACCCUGUUCAAUAAAACAACGAUAAUUCCAUUUAAGUUUCGCGGAAAGUAUCUUUGCUUCUAUUGUAGCAAGUACGUUGAGGAAUUCACCGAACUCAGGCGACACACUAAGGGACAUGGCGAAUGUUCCAUACGAACACACUCCUUGAAAGCAAUAAGAGGUGUUAGUAACGUGGAAAUAAAGAUAGAUGUCUCUGACAUCAGUUGUGAGAUUUGUAAAGAGGUUUUUCCGAGUAUAAGUGAGGUUAUCGAGCAUUUAGUCGUGGAACAUAGUGUGGAGUAUGAUAAGGAUAUUGAGAUGCCCUUUGAGGAGUAUCGACUUAAAGACCUUGCAUGUCUGAAUUGUGAAGCGAAAUUCACGUUCUUCGGCUAUCUUGUCUCUCAUGUCAACAGUAACCAUCCCAAAAAUAGCUUCACAUGCGAAACGUGCAAACAGAAAUUUAAUAAAAAGCGAGAUUUAUUCUCGCACACGAAAAAUUAUCACAGGGAAGGCGGCUUCGUGUGCGAUUCGUGCGAUUUGACGUUCACCUCAUUGAACAUAUUGAAUAAGCAUAAGAUUAAUCGUCAUAUGUCGCGGUGUAAUAUAUGUUUUUUGAAAUUACCCUCGGCUGUGCUGAAACGUAAACAUAUGAAAACCGAGCACCCGGAUGACGGGUCGUUGAAAUGCAAAUUGUGUUUCAAACAGUUUCAUACGGACAUCGGUUUGAAAAUGCAUUCUAGGAAUUGUAGGAAUGCCGAAGUUGUCUUUGAUGACAAUGAUGUUGACGUUAUGGAUUCUGAUGUUAAGUAUGACGCUCCUAAACGUACGAGCGUUAAACAGCUGCGCGAGAAUAUAUCUAUAGUCAUUACUAUGUCCACGGCGAUACCUUUUAACUUCUUUCAGAAUAAAUUCAAUUGUUUCUUCUGUUCUAAAGACUUUCAAGAUCCGAAUUCCCUAAGAGAACAUACAAUAAUGACGCAUCAGAUAUGCGACGUACGAAAUAGUAUACGCAAAUGCCGCGAAUCGGAAUCCUCGGUCAAAAUAGAUAUAGCCACGCUGGCUUGCAAGCUUUGCUUUGAGACGUUUACCGAUUUAGACGCAUUACUAAAUCAUUUGAUUUCGAAACACGACGCCAAUUACGAUAAAACAAUUAACACAUGUCUCCAACCGUACCAUUUGGUUAAAGAUCAUAUGCAGUGUCCCCUAUGUUCGGAGGUUUUUAGAUUCUUCGGAACACUGCUAAAACACAUGAACACGAUACAUACAGAUAAUAAAAAUAUUUGUGUGCAUUGUGGACAGUCGUUUCGUAGGGAACAGAAUCUUCGCGUUCAUCUAUGGCGGCGGCAUAGUGAUGGGAAGUUCAACUGUAGUGUAUGUGGUUUAGACUGUGAUAUACCGUCGAGGCUCUUCAUGCAUAUGGCCAAGCAGCAUGGUGUGAAAGCGGCGAAGUGCCCGAUGUGCCCAGAGACUUUUGAGACGCAGUACUCGAGGCAGAAACAUCUGAUAGAGGCCCACAAUUCGGGGCACAAGUGCACGUAUUGCGGCAAAUUGUUUACGAGGGAAUCGUUUAUGAGAGAUCACGUGAGGCGGACGCAUUUGAAGGAGAAAAAUGUGGAAUGUACGAUUUGUAACGCGAAGUUUUUUAAUAAUAUUUUGUUACGGCGACAUCUGGUGAAGCACAGUGGUGUUAAGAACUUUCAUUGCGAUGUCUGUGGGGAUAGGUUUUAUUGGAAGAAGAGUUUGAGUACGCACAUGGCGAAGCAUAAGAAAAAUGAUGAGUUGCACCAUUAG
This is a messenger RNA of Pieris macdunnoughi, 1794 nucleotides long. The record is from the annotation of a GenBank genome assembly. Lineage: Eukaryota; Metazoa; Arthropoda; Insecta; Lepidoptera; Pieridae.